Molecule: messenger RNA, 1153 nt
Organism: Fusarium verticillioides 7600
Lineage: Eukaryota; Fungi; Ascomycota; Sordariomycetes; Hypocreales; Nectriaceae
Product: thioredoxin reductase
Exons: 4
Coding region: 46-1038 (330 amino acids)
Biological process (GO): removal of superoxide radicals
Cellular component (GO): cytoplasm
Molecular function (GO): thioredoxin-disulfide reductase (NADPH) activity
Source: RefSeq, a predicted model, not a curated record
CAUAAAACUACGAGAAAACCGGCUGUAGAUUUUGGUGUUAGAAAGAUGCAUAGCAAGGUUGUCAUUAUCGGUUCAGGGCCUGCUGCCCACACAGCUGCUGUCUACUUGGCACGAGCUGAAUUGAAGCCCGUUCUCUAUGAGGGCUUCAUGGCCAAUGGUAUUGCUGCUGGUGGCCAAUUGACCACUACCACCGAGGUUGAGAACUUCCCCGGUUUCCCCAAGGGUAUCAUGGGCGGAGAGUUGAUGGACAACAUGAGAGCCCAGUCCGAGCGCUUCGGCACAGAAAUUGUCACCGACACCGUCACCACCCUCGAUCUCUCCUCUCGACCCUUCAAGUACAGCACCGAGUUCUCCCCCGAGGAGACACACACCGCCGACUCCGUUAUCAUCGCCACCGGCGCCUCGGCUCGCCGUCUCAACCUCCCUGGUGAGGACAAGUACUGGCAGAAUGGUGUCUCCGCCUGCGCUGUCUGUGACGGAGCCGUCCCCAUCUUCCGCAACAAGCCCCUCUUCGUUAUCGGCGGUGGUGAUUCUGCCGCCGAGGAGGCUACUUUCCUCACCAAGUAUGCAAGCCACGUUACUGUCCUCGUCCGCCGCGAUGUCCUCCGUGCCAGCCGAACCAUGGCCAACCGUCUCCUCAACCACCCCAAGGUCACAGUCAAGUUCAACAGCGGCGCGACCGAAAUCCGAGGUGGUGAGGAUGGUCUCAUGAGCCAUCUCGUUGUCAAGAACAACAAAACCGGAGAGGAGGAGGUCCACGAGGCCAAUGGUCUCUUCUACGCCAUCGGUCACGACCCCGCCACUACCCUUGUCAAGGGCCAGGUUGACAUGGACGAGGAUGGCUACAUCAAGACUGUCCCUGGCACUACGCACACCAACGUCGAGGGUGUCUUUGCCGCUGGUGACGUCCAGGACAAGCGAUACCGACAGGCCAUUACCAGUGCCGGUACUGGAUGCAUGGCUGCUCUCGAGGCCGAAAAGUUCCUCGCCGACCAUGAGGAUGACCAGCGAGCAGACGACCGACCCAACCCCAACUAAAAAAAGAAAUAGACAUAGACACCUAAAAAUCAUAAAACAUAUAGACCUGCGCCAUUUUAGACGGGAUAUAGAUAUCUACAUAAAGAGAAGGAGCAGUCAAGACUUUCAAUUUAAU